ACAACACGAAUCCCCAAAAGACAGGGAUCAAAGAGUUUGUUACUUUGCUCUCUCUCUCUCUUGAGUGCACACAUUCUUUGCAGCCGAUCGAUAAUGAAGAAGGAGAGUAACGAUGUGUUGUCGUGGCCUCUCAUUGAGCAGAAGAGUAGUGGAAUAAAGGAGGAAGUGAAGAAGCAGCUAUGGCUUGCUGGACCACUAAUAGCAGUGAGUCUACUUCAGUUUUGUCUUCAAGUAAUAUCGGUUAUGUUCGUCGGACAUCUUGGCUCUCUUCCUCUCUCUGCCGCUGCCGUUGCCACCUCAUUCGCUUCAGUCACCGGCUUCACCUUCCUCAUGGGAACAGCAAGUGCGUUGGACACAGUCUGUGGCCAAUCCUACGGAGCAAAGCUGUACGGAAUGCUAGGCAUACAGAUGCAAAGAGCAAUGCUUGUUCUUACACUCUACUCUAUUCCUCUCUCCAUCAUUUGGGCCAACACAGAGCACUUCCUACUCUUCUUCGGCCAAGACAAAUCCAUUGCACACCUCUCUGGCUCCUACGCCAAGUUCAUGAUCCCUAGCAUCUUCGCCUACGGUCUUCUCCAAUGUCUCAACAGGUUCUUGCAGGCGCAGAACAAUGUGUUUCCCGUGGUUUUGUGUUCUGGAGUCACCACUUGUCUUCAUGUGAUCCUCUGUUGGGCCUUGGUGUUGAAAUCUGGUUUAGGGUUUAGAGGAGCUGCUGUGGCCAAUGCUAUCUCGUAUUGGCUUAAUGUCAUCCUAUUGUCGUGUUACGUCAAGUAUUCUCCUUCUUGCUCACUCACCUGGACCGGUUUCUCUAAGGAGGCUCUACGCGAUAUCAUCCCUUUUAUGAAGCUUGCUAUUCCUUCUGCACUUAUGGUCUGCCUAGAGAUGUGGUCCUUUGAAUUUAUGGUUCUCUCGUCCGGACUUCUUCCCAACCCGGUUUUAGAAACUUCUGUCCUAUCAAUCUGCCUUAAUACAUCAGGAACAAUAUGGAUGAUCCCAUUUGGCCUCAGUGGCGCCGCAAGCACAAGGGUGUCAAAUGAAUUAGGAGGAGGGAAUCCCAAAGUGGCUAAGCUUGCGGUUCGUGUGGUCUUGAGCAUCGCAAUCUUAGAGAGCAUACUAGUUGGUUCCGUAUUGAUAUUGAUAAGGAAGAUAUGGGGAUUCGCAUACAGUAGUGACCCAGAAGUAGUCAACUUUGUAGCCUCGAUGUUGCCGAUUCUUGCCUUAGGCCAUUGCCUAGACAGCUUCCAAAGUGUUCUUUCAGGGGUUGCUAGAGGAUGUGGAUGGCAGAAGAUAGGAGCUGUUGUGAAUCUUGGAUCAUAUUAUCUUGUAGGAAUUCCUGUGGGAUUGUUACUUGGUUUUCACUUUCACUUGGGUGGUCGGGGGCUUUGGCUGGGAAUUAUAUGUGCACUCAUCGUUCAAGGUGUAUGUCUCUCCAUCAUCACCUUUCUUACAAAUUGGGAUGAAGAGGUCAAGAAAGCUACAAGCAGAGUUGAAUCUUCUUCUGGUGUGAAGAAUUUUACAACCGAGAAUGGGACAAUUCUUGUAUUCUGAAAGCUAUAUAUAUAUGUUGAAAAUGACAAUAUUUAUAUAUAUUCUUCAUAAGUUGGAGAUCA
Messenger RNA from Brassica oleracea var. oleracea, 1610 nucleotides. Its product is annotated as MATE efflux family protein 5-like. NCBI's taxonomy places the organism in Eukaryota, Viridiplantae, Streptophyta, Magnoliopsida, Brassicales, Brassicaceae. Gene Ontology annotation, molecular function: xenobiotic transmembrane transporter activity; antiporter activity. The record is from RefSeq and is a predicted model, not a curated record. Gene Ontology annotation, cellular component: membrane. The transcript has 8 exons. The coding region runs from base 94 to 1548 and encodes 484 amino acids. Gene Ontology annotation, biological process: xenobiotic detoxification by transmembrane export across the plasma membrane.